This is a messenger RNA of Closterium sp. Yama58-4, 6966 nucleotides long. Lineage: Eukaryota; Viridiplantae; Streptophyta; Zygnematophyceae; Desmidiales; Closteriaceae. The record is from the annotation of a GenBank genome assembly.
AUGAGGGGAAACAGGGGGCCGGGCUGGAGGGGUGAUGCGUGGAGGAACGGAGAGCAGCAGGUGCUUCUGAUGGCUCUGCUGGAAAGCUUGGAUCCUGCAACGCUGCCUGUGCAUCGAGUGCUCUCUCGCCUGCUCCUGGCAGAACAGGUGUGUCAGGAGCGGGUGCAAGCGGGUGCGUCCCUCCCAUGUGCUUUCCAAUCGGCUCUUUGCCUCAGCCCCUUGUACAGCACUGCAGAUCGACCCCUCUCCGCCUCCCACCACCAUAGCCAAGCAGCGUCCGUUGCAGGAGCAGCCUCAGCGGCAGCAGCUAGAGGAACAGGGAUUAUAGACCUUACCGGUGACGGUAACAGUGGGAGCAGCGGGAAUUUGCGGGGCGGGCAAGGGCAAGGAGGGGUUGGGGGAGCAGCGGGGGCAGGAGGUUUAGGAGUAGGUGCGGGAAUGGAGUGGGAUACAGGAGAUGUUGUGCCUCAGGAUGGUGUGUGGGAGAGUGAGAAGGGCUUUGCAGGUGCGGUGCUGUCUCGGGUGGUUGUGAGGCCGGAGGCUGCAGCGUUGCUGUCGGAGCUACUGCGGGGGUUAACACGUAACUUGGAAGACUGGGUGGUGAAGCAGGCUCGCGACAUCCUGAGUGGUUCUGUUACAGUCACCUCCAUACGUCCUAUCUCUCACCAUCUCAGCGCUCUUGCACCCCCCCUCCCCAAAUUUAUCCUUCAGAUGGAGGGGCUUGAAGGGCCGGGGGUUCAAACACAGACAGAUAAGGAUGGGGCAGCGGGAACGGGGGUGGUGGGUGGUGCACGGGAGGGAGAGGAAGGAGUAUGCGAGAGUGACGCCAUGGGGCUUGUUGGGAUGGGUGAGGAUGCAAGGAAGACUGCGUUUGUGUCUGGGAAUGGGUUGCGGGAGAUGAGGAGCGGUGCUGGGUUCGGAGAGGGGAAGGUUGGAUCAGUAGAAGGCGAAGGGGUGGAUGGAAAUGAGGGAGACAGGGCGAGAGGAGAUGGGAGAGAGGGAGGAGCGGUGGGGAACGGUGAGAGGGGUGAUGAGGGAGUGAUGAACAAUCUGCAUUUAGGGUCUGAUCCAAAGGUGGAUGAAGAACAAGGGGGAGUGAAGCGAGUAAACAAGGAGGAGGAGGAGGAGACGAUUAAGGUAGUGGGGGCAAAGGAGCAACAAGGGAAUGGAGUUGUGGGGAUGGAUGUGGAUGGAUUGAAGACUGAGGCAGGUGUGGAAGCGAGUAUAGGGCUGGAAAAUGCAUCAGAGAAAACGAGGGUGGGAGGUGAAUUGGCGGUUGGGAAAGAGGCAGAAGGUGCAGGUUUACCUGUGAAGGAGGAGGAGGAGGUUGAUGUAGAUGAUGGGGACAUGGAUGAUGGGGAGCAACUGGGGAAAAGGAACGGGGAGAGGGGGAUGGAGAUGGAGGGGAUAGAGAUGAAACGCAGUGCGGUUGAAAGGUGUGCGGAGCAGAAGCGUGGCAGAGGGCUGGAAGGCUGGGAGGGAGGAGGUGGAGAGAAGAUGGAAACUGAUGACGAUGGAGGGAGGGGUACGGGUGGUAAUGGCAAUGGUACUGCUUUUCCUGAGCACGAGGACGGUAACGGUUGUGCUGUUGGGGAUAGAGCUUUUGGCCUUCCUGAUGGUGAAGCGGAUACUGAGCCGACAGAAAGUGAGGCGGAGAAUAACAUUGGGGAUGGCGCUGAGGGGGCAGAUGAAGCUGGAGAUGCAGAGAAUGGACCGGGGGAGGGAAGCAAGGGACAAACAGGCAGGCUUGCGGAAGGGGAUGAGGAGCUAAGAACAACCUCUUCCUCGUCUGGUUCGUCCAGCUCAUCUUCGUCCUCUGGUUCCUCGUCCUGCUCUCCGUCGGGGCAGGAUGCGAUUGAGGAGGAAGAGGAGGUGGAGGUGGGCGACGUGCGGGAUCGACAGCAAGAGCAAGAGCAACAGCAGCAGCAGGAGGAGGAGCAGGAGCAGGAGCAGGAGCAGCAGGAGCAGGAGCAGCAGGAGCAGCAGCAGGAGCAGGAGCAGGAGGAGCAGCCGCAGGAGAAAACGGGGCAGGAGGGACAAGAGGAAUGGGUGGAGGGGGGUUCAGGUGAGCAAGGACAGGGUGAGGAGCAAGCAGUAGGCGACAGAGGAGAUGAGGGGGGCAGUGAAGAGAGGAUGGAGGAAGGUGGUUGCAAGGGAAAUGAUAUUGAGAGGGAUGGGCAUGCGGUUAUUCUAGGGGAACUUUUUGGUGUGGACCCUGGGAUGGAUGGUGCGCUCAGCGAGGGAGGAGAGAAUGUUAGUGGUGGGGAAAGUACGGAGGAGUCAUGGCGAGAGCAUGCGGCGGAUGGGGGGACGCAUGGGGGAAACGCGCGUCUGGGGGAGGAGGCAGAGGGAUCGGCGUGGGAGAGAGAAGAGGCGGAAGGGGUUGAGGAGGAGGAGGCGGAGGAGGUGGAGGAGGAGGUGCAGAUGGGACGUGAGGAGGUUGGGGAAGAGGAAGCUCCGGAGGGGAUGAGAGAGGAGGGAAGGGGAGAAGAGGAGAGAGGAGGGGAGGGGGUUGGGGCUGAGGAGGUCCCAGGGCAGACUUCGAAGGCGGACGGUUUGAUGGAUGUGGAAUGGGGGAAAGGAGAGGCAGAGUGGGUUGGAAAAGGAGUGGAAGGGGAGGGGGAGGGGGAGGGAGUGGUAUGGGGUCUGGGUGAAGGUUCGAAAGGAGGGGAUGAUGGUGAUGGUGAAUCCGUUGGAGAGGGUGGGAGUGAUACGGAGGAUGGAAGUGAUGGGGAUGAUGGGAGUGAUAGGGGUGAUGCGGAUGAUAGGGGUGAUGCGGAUGAUGGGGGUGAUGAGGGUGAUAGGGGUGAUGAGGAGCAGGAAGCGGUUGAGGAGAGAAAAGGGGUGGGGUCAUUUGGAACGAUUGGAACGGGCAGUGUCGAGGGGGACGCAGAUGUGCUUGUUUCUGGUGGGGGAGGAGCAGAGGACGGGGUGGGAGAAGGGCCACCAGCUAAGGGUGAUGAGAACGAGGAUGUUCUGACAGGGGAUGCGCAGGCGUUGCAGCAUAUGGAAAGCGAGAGUAGGGUUAGUUUAGGCGAUGGGAAAGGUAGCGGCGAAAGCGCAGCGGAUGCUGAGAUGAACGAGGUGGAAGGUGCAGGAGUAGCGGCUGCAGGGGGCGGUUUAGAGGGGUUUAGGAAAGAGUGUUCCCUUGGGUUGGGCGAUGCUGGUGGGGAUUGCGUUGGGUGCAAAGGCGUUGAAAGUGGUGCAGAUGGUGUUGGUGGGAAGGGAAUGGAGGCUGGGGAUGGUGGUGGUUUGAAGGAGGGACGAGGGGAAGAGGAUGAGGAGGAGGAGGAGGAGGAGGAGGAGGGGGAGGAGGAGGAGGAGGAGGAGGAGGAGGAGGAGGACGAGGAGGAGGAGGAGGAGGGGGAUGAGGAGGAUGAGCAGGAGGAAGAGGAAGGAGGAGGAAAACGAGGAGGAGGGGGAGGAGAAAGAAAGAAGGAGGGUGAGGAGGAUGAGGAGAGUGAGGAGGAGGAGAGUGAGGAGGAUAAGGAGAGUGAGGAGGAUGAGGAGAGUGAGGAGGAGGAGGAGAGUGAGGACGAUGAGGAGGGUGAGGAGGAUGAUGAGAGUGUGGAGGAUGAAAAGAGUGAGGAGGAUGAGGAAAAUGGAGAAGGGAGGGGAGGAGGAGGAGGAGGGGAGGAGGAGGAGGAGGAGGAGGAGGAGGAGGAGGAGGAGGAGGCGGAGGAGGAGGAGGAGGAGGGAGGAGGAGGAGGAGGAGGAGGAGGAGGAGGAAGAAGGGGAGGAAGGGGGGAGGAGGAGGAGGGAGAGGGAGAAGGGGAGGGGAGUGAGGGCAGUUCAAACAAUUCUGAUGAUUCUGAUUUCCUGUGGGAUGGGGAUGGGGUGGAGGACGAGGCGAGUGAGGAAUGGGAUGAGUCUUAUGAUGAUGAUGAUGUUCUGGAAGAAGGGGAGGAGGAGGAUGAUGAGGAGGAUGAUGAGGAUGAGGAGGAAGGGGAGGUUGAUGAGGAGGAUGAUGAGGAAGGGGAGCAGGAUGAGGAGGAAGGGGAGGUUGAUGAGGAGGAUGAUGAGGAAGGGGAGGAGGAGGACGAAGAGGAUGAGGAGGAAGAUGAUGAAGGCGAGGAGGAGAAAGAGAGAGUUGAGGUAGAAGAGGAGAAGUUGGAGGAGGGGGAGGAGGACGGAGAGGAGGCGGAGGAGGAGGAGGAGGAGGAGGAGGGGAGGAGGAGGAGGAGGAGGAGGAGGAGGAGGAGGAGGGAGAGGAGGAGGAGGAGGAGGAGGAGGAGGAGGAGGAGGAGGAGGAGGAGGAGGAGGAGGAGGAGGGAGGAGGAGGAGGAGGAGGAGGAGGAGGCGGAGGAGGAGGAGGCGGAGGAGGAGGAGGAGGAGGAGGAGGAGGGGGAGGAGGGGGAGGAGGAGGAGGAGGAGGCGGAGGAGGAGGAGGAGGAGGAGGAGGAGGAGGAGGAGGCGGAGGAGGAGGAGGAGGAGGAGGAGGAGGAGGAGGAGGAGGAGGGAGGAGGAGGAGGAGGAGGAGGAGGAGGAGGAGGGAGGAGGAGGAGGAGGAGGAGGAGGAGGAGGAGGGGAGAGGGUGGGGUUUGGGGAGAGGAAGCAGGAAGAGGGAAGGGAAGGGAUCUGGAGACUUUGGAGGGCGAGGGUGAAGGGCGAGGGAUAGGGCAGAUGGACGAUGAUGGGGAGGAAAAGGGUGAGGGAAUGAGAGGAGGAGAGGGUGAGGGCGAAGGAGAGGACGGAGGGGUCAAUGAGUGGGGGGAUGGAGAUGAGGUUAAAGGGGAGGAUGUGGAGAUGAGAGAGGGAGAGUGGGGUGGGGGAGGGGAAGGUCUGGAAGGGGAACAGGGGGAUGAGAAUGAGGGAGUGGAGAUGGGGAGAUUGGAAGGUGGUGGUGGUGAGGGAGAAGAAGAGGGGGAGCAAGAAAGGGAAGGGGAGGUGAAUAGGAAUGAGGAGGAUGAAGAUGAGGAGGAGGAGGAAGAGGAGGAAGAAGAGGAGGAGGAUGAUAGCAAUGGGGGGUACAAGCAAGUGGAGGGGAAUAAUUGUGAUUUUUUGUGGAACAGGGUUGGUACUUGCGAAGAGGGAAUACCAGGUGAGGAGGUGGGGGAGGGUGAAUGGGCAAUGGGGUAUGCUUUGAUGCAGGAGCAGGGGAGCGGAGAUAUUGCAAGGUGGCAAGGGCAGAAUAACCUGUUGGUAACGACAGGGUUUGGGACUGAGGAUCAAAUGAAAGGAGAGAUGGAGGUGGAGGGUGGGGUAAUGGGCAGUGGGGGAGGUGAGGUGGUGGGAAAGGAGGGAGAGGAGUUGGGGGGCAGCGAGGGGAAGGAGGAGACGCAAAAGGAAGCAGAGGAGGAGGAGGAGGAGGAUGGUGAUGGUGUUGAUGGUGAUGGUGAUGAUGGUGAUGAUGAUGAAGAGGAAGAGGAAGACGAGGAGGAUGAUGAUGAUGGGUUGCUAGAUGCCGAACUUGCAGUGGCGAUGGAAGCAGAGGGGAUGGAGGAAGAGGAGCAGUACGGCGACGGAACGGGUGCUGGCGUGAGUGAACGGACGGAUGAGGGCAGCGGGAAGAUAAAAGAUUGGCUGGAGGGGGGGGGUAAGAGCGAUAGGACUGGUGAUGAUGCGGAGGAAGAGGAAUGGAUGAUCGGGGAGGAGUGGAUGUGUGGGGUUAUGGCAGGGCAGUUGGGGGUGAAAGGAGAGAAAGGUUCGGUAGAGAGCGGUGGGAAGGGGGAAAAGAGGGAGGAAGAGGAGGAGGAGGAUGGGGUAAAGGAGGAGGGGGGAAGACUGCAGUGGGACGAAGAGGGGGAUGAUGAUUCAGAAGAGGAUGAGGAUAGUGAAGAGGAGGCGAGUGGAGAGGAUGAGGAGAGUGAGGAGGAGGAGGAGGAGGAGGAGGACGAGGAGGAGGAGGAGGAGAGUGUGGAGGAUGCGGAAAGUGAGGAGGAGGAGAGUGAGGAGGACGAGGAGAGUGAAGAGGAGGAGAGUGAGGAGGAGGAGGUGGAGGAAGGAAAGGAGGAGAGUGAGGAGGAGGAGAGUGAAGAGGAGGAGAGUGAAGAGGAGGAGAGUGAAGAGGAGAGUGAAGAGGAGGAGGACGAGGAGGAAUGUGGGGAGGAGUUGGCACGAAAAAAGGAGGCGGAACUGGUGGAAAAGGAGGAGGAAAAGAAGGGGGUCCUCGAGGGGGAACAGAGGAUGAAGCAGGAAGACGAGGAGAAGGAGAAGGAAGGAGAGGAGGAAGAGGAGGAAGAGGAGGAGUCUGAGGAGGGCGAUAUGGUGGAGGGGGAGGAGAGUGAAAGCGGGAGUGACGAGGAUGGGGAAGAGGAAGACGAGGACGAGGAGAGUGGUGAUGAUGAUGAGGACAGUUUGAUGGUAAAGUGCGAGGAGGAGGAGGAAGAAGUUGAGGAGGACGAAGAGGAGGAGGAGGAGGGGGAAGAGGAGGAGGAGGGGGAAGAGGAGGAAGAGUGGAAAGAGGAGGAAGAGGGGGAAGAGGAGGAAGAGGGGGAAGAGGAGGAAGAGGGGGAAGAGGAGGAAGAUGAGCUAGGAAGGUUGGGUGAUUGGACCCUGGAGGGCGAAAGUGAAGAGAGUAGCGAGGACAAUGGUGGGAGUGAGGAGAGUGAGGAAGGCGAGACGGAAACGGGGGAGAGUGGGGAGAGUGAGGAGGGUGAGGAGGGUGAGGAGGGUGAGGAGGGUGAGGAGGGUGAGGAGGGUGAUUCAUGUGGGAGUGCAUCAGACGAGCAUAGGGAGAGUGAUUCUGGCGUGGAAAUGCAAUACGAGUCUGAUUCAGGAGAUUCACGAGCUGGGACUUUCGACGAAAUAAUUGCAACCGGUGCAAGGGGUGGAAUGGUCGCAACAGUUGCCAGUGACACUGAGUCUGCUGCUGAUGGCGGUGAUUUCUCAGAGAUUUCUGAAGAGUCGGAGGACUCAGACGAGCUUUUUCUCCCUGGCGAGUUAUCAGAUGGCUACCCGUUUGCCCCCCUUCCGACGCUCUUCUCUCCCACUCUCUGCCUCCGCACUAAAUGCAUCUUUCCCUGA